This is a messenger RNA of Quercus lobata, 2032 nucleotides long. RefSeq names its product transducin family protein / WD-40 repeat family protein. Bases 304 to 1782 code for a protein of 492 amino acids. Gene Ontology annotation, molecular function: protein binding. Gene Ontology annotation, cellular component: Cul4-RING E3 ubiquitin ligase complex. The record is from RefSeq and is a predicted model, not a curated record. NCBI's taxonomy places the organism in Eukaryota, Viridiplantae, Streptophyta, Magnoliopsida, Fagales, Fagaceae. Gene Ontology annotation, biological process: proteasome-mediated ubiquitin-dependent protein catabolic process. The transcript is spliced from 10 exons.
UACCACUCCAAUCCAAAAAACACACUAAACAACCUUUUUAGUCUCCUAGAAAGUAGAGACCAAAAUAUUUAUAUAUAAAAAAAAAAAAAAAAACCAUUAUCCAACUUUUCCCUUAUAAGGUAUAUUACCUCAAAUCCACACGAUUCUUCCUGUCAGACCCAUAAGCCUACAGGUUUGGAGUCUAAAAGUGAAACUUUUUUUUUUUCCUUGGCGGGACUGACAUUGUAUGGGGGUGGUAUGAAGCUGCAACAGUAUUAUAUAUGUUUCUGCACAACAAAUUGUCGGCAGUGAUCUUAAACUAAAAUGUAUGUUACACACAACAGGGCUGCAAUAGAUGAAAUGGGUUAUGCAAUGAGUAGGAUGGAGAUAGAACCAGACCAUUGUGACGGUGGGGAGGUUGUCCAUGGAGUCAGUGACAGUCAAAGAUCCAACAAGCCAUUGAAUGAUUUAGACAAUGAAAUUGCCCAGCUCACAAAGUUAAAAUCAGGACCCCAUCAAAUGCUGAGCCAAAUUGCACCUGGAAGGCGGGGGUUACCUGUUUCCACCGUGAAAAUGUUGGCUGGUCGAGAAUGUAAUUUUUCAGGAAGGGGAAGGUUCUCAUCAGCAGAUUGUUGUCAUGUUCUUAGUAGAUAUCUUCCGGUAAACGGUCCUUGGCUUAUAGAUGAAAUGAACAGUCGAGCCUAUGUCUCGCAGUUUUCUGCCGAUGGUUCUCUUUUUGUUGCUGGAUUUCAGGGAAGCCACAUUAGAAUAUACGAUGUUGAUAAAGGGUGGAAGGUUCAGAAAAAUAUUCUUGCCAAAAGUUUGCGAUGGACAAUUACUGAUACAUCUCUUUCUCCAGAUCAACGCCAUCUUGUUUAUGCCAGCAUGUCACCUAUUGUCCAUAUUGUUAAUGUUGGUUCUGCUGAAACAGAAUCUCUGGCAAAUGUUACGGAGAUCCAUGAUGGUUUGGAUUUUUCUUCUGCUGGUGAUGAGGAUCGAGGAUACUCUUUCGGAAUCUUCUCUGUGAAAUUCUCAACUGAUGGACGAGAAGUUGUUGCUGGAAGUAGUGAUGAUUCUAUAUAUGUCUAUGAUCUUGAAGCAAAUAAGCCUUCCCUCCAAAUUUCAGCACACUCGUCUGAUGUGAACACUGUAUGUUUUGCUGAUGAAAGUGGCCAUCUCAUUUAUUCUGGGAGUGAUGAUACUUACUGUAAGGUGUGGGACAGACGUUGCUUAAAUGCUAGAGAUAAGCCAGCAGGGGUCUUGAUGGGACACCUAGAAGGCAUUACAUUUAUUGACAGCCGUGGAGAUGGUCGUUAUUUCAUUUCAAAUGGUAAAGAUCAGUCCAUAAAACUAUGGGAUAUCCGGAAAAUGUCCUCAGAAGCUACUUGCAAUCGAGAAGACUUCAGGAAAUAUGAAUGGGACUAUAGAUGGAUGGACUACCCACCACCGGCAAAAGAUGUGAAACACCCGCGUGAUCUAUCAGUGGCUACAUAUAGAGGUCAUUCGGUCUUGCGUACUCUUAUUCGCUGCUACUUCUCCCCAGAAUAUAGCACUGGUCAAAAGUACAUAUACACUGGAUCUCACAAUUCAUGUGUUUAUAUUUAUGAUUUGGUGAGUGGAGCCCAAGUUGCAACACUCAAGCAUCAUAAAUCACCUGUUAGAGACUGUAGUUGGCACCCUUAUUACCCUAUGCUUCUUAGCUCAUCUUGGGAUGGGGAUAUUGUCAAAUGGGAGUUUCCUGGGAGUGGCGAAGCACCGACACCCGUGACCAAGAAGAGAGUUCGAAGGAGAUAUAUUAAUUGAAGACCACUUGCUGUUUGUGCAAGAUAUGUAUGAUACUGUUUGGUAAAUAUUUGUAUAUGGUUCAAGCUACAUUUUUCACUAUCAAAUAAGGUGCAACUGAUGAACUACAAAAAAUUCUCAUAUUCACCAUCUUAAGUUGUACAUAAAAUACCACUACAAGUGGGGAUUGCGAUCUUCAUAUUUUGUGUAAAAGUCAUGGAUGAUGGUACUGCAUAUGUAUUAAUGCAAAUACACAGCCAAAUGUGUGCUU